AUUUUCGUUAUGUUAAUUCUAUAAUACAAAAUACUAUAACAUGCAGAUGGUAAUUUGUUUGGUGAUGCUAAGCAUUGUUACGAGUUUAGGAUAUGAGGAUUUAUCAACAAACAAGAGUGCCAGUCAAAGUUCAACGACUGUCUGUUCGCCUCCCUGUACUGCCACAACUGCAGUGGAUGGAAACGUACAAACAUGCAUGAAGACAGUGGAUAUCGGUGGAUCUUCUCAGUUGAAAUCAGUCUGGUGGUAUGUAGACCUGGGAGACAUAAAAACUAUAUACAGUAUCAGGAUACACUUCCAUGAUUAUGGGACGGACAAUAGAACAAUGAUUAUGAGACAACAAGGUCGUUUUGCCGGUUUCUCCCUUUAUGUGUCCAAUUCAACAAAUAAAGAGAACGGAAACCAGUGCUACCAAGAUGGACCAGAAUUACCUCCCUUGGAUUUCAAUACUGCAUGUGUAACUCAGGGGCGUUUUGUAAUAUUUUACAACGAAAGACUGAAAGGAAUUACGUACCCUACAGGAUACCAAACUUCGAACGUUUUCACCGAAUUGUGUGAAGUAACGGUUACAGGUUGUAAGCAUCCUAGUGUUUAUGGAUAUGACUGUGAUCUCUCAUGUCCAGAAAACUGUCAAGAACGUAGAUGUUACAUUGUGAAUGGUACCUGUCUAGGUUGUAGACCUGGCUGGAUUGGAGAGUUCUGUAAUAAUUCCUGCCCUGUAGGAUAUUACGGUCUAGAGUGCAGAACACCAUGUAGUGGGCAUUGUAGAGACAGCAAACCUUGCAAUCAUAUCUCCGGAGAUUGUGAUGAAGGUUGUGCUGACGGAUGGACAGGAACGGAAUGUAGCAAACAAUGCCCGGCAGAAACGUAUGGUCCUGAUUGUAUAUACAACUGUAGUGGGCACUGUGUAAAUGGCGUCCCUUGUAACAGAACAACCGGAAGUUGUGACCCGGGCUGUAAACCUGGAUAUACGGGGAAGCACUGUGAUAAAGUUUGUUCCGUUGGAUUCUAUGGAUUGAAUUGCACAAAACAGUGUAGUAAUCACUGCCGACACAGUAUAAACCAUUGUAAUCACCAAGAUGGACACUGUGAACUUGGAUGUCAAGAUGGAUUUCAAGGAAUCAUAUGCAAUGAAACAUGUGAUAGUGGUAGCUAUGGAAUCAAGUGUGCCCAGAAUUGUUCUGAUAAAUGCCAUGAUGUCUGUAACCGUGUUGAUGGAUCAUGCCUUUGUUCUGCGGGAUGGAUGGGGUCUCCGAACUGUGACAAAGAAUGCCAUUUUGGCAAUUAUGGACUGAACUGCAGGAACAAGUGUUCAGAGAACUGUAAAAAUAAAACUUGUAACCUACAGAAUGGAACUUGUACUUAUGGAUGUGUGGAAUCAUUUGAAGGAUCUAAAUGUGACCGAAGAAAAUCAUCUCAUCAGGACGACCAAGUAAAAUCUACAGCAGUAGGAGGGGCGGUUGGAACUGUAACUCUUCUAUUUAUCAUUGUUACUGCAGGAAUAGUAAUUAUUCGAUGGAGAAGAAGAAAGAAGGAUAGAUCUAAUAAAGAAACUAACAUAAAUGAAUUUUCUUUGGUCGAUGACCCUUUAACUAAAGAUGAAAAAAUACAGGAGAUGGAAAUGAAUGGAGUUGAAAAUCCAAUAAUGAAUUUAAAAUCAAAUCAACAAACAAGAAAACCAGAAAUAGAAAACUCUAUAGCUGUGACAGAUUUGCACAAAAGAAUAUUUGUUCUAUCUGAAAAUGAGAACAACAGGCUGAAAGAGGAAUACAGGGCAAUUCCAAAUGGUGAACUGCAUGCAUGUAAUGAAGGGAAAAAGCCAGAAAACGCUUCAAAAAAUCGCUACACGACGAUAUUCCCAU
This is a messenger RNA of Saccostrea cuccullata (small rock oyster), 1862 nucleotides long. Its product is annotated as multiple epidermal growth factor-like domains protein 10. Gene Ontology annotation, molecular function: scavenger receptor activity. Lineage: Eukaryota; Metazoa; Mollusca; Bivalvia; Ostreida; Ostreidae. The record is from RefSeq and is a predicted model, not a curated record. The annotation marks the transcript as partial. The transcript is spliced from 13 exons.